Bufo bufo (common toad) is the source of this 3710-nucleotide messenger RNA. RefSeq names its product semaphorin 3B (gene SEMA3B). Gene Ontology annotation, biological process: semaphorin-plexin signaling pathway; negative regulation of axon extension involved in axon guidance; neural crest cell migration. The transcript is spliced from 18 exons. Bases 268 to 2793 code for a protein of 841 amino acids. The record is from RefSeq and is a predicted model, not a curated record. Gene Ontology annotation, molecular function: chemorepellent activity; semaphorin receptor binding. Lineage: Eukaryota; Metazoa; Chordata; Amphibia; Anura; Bufonidae.
CAGUGGGGCACACGUCACCUGACCCCACACAGACGAGGGGUCGGGUCAGAGCCAGCGCCCACACCGCCAGAUCCCUGCCCUCUCACCUGUGUGUGGUCUCACCACCUUCAUGUAUGACCGCUGCGCCAGCACAAGGUAUGUGAUCUGUGGCUGGGGGUCAGCGGGGCACACGUCACCUGACCCCACACAGACGAGGGGUCGGGUCAGAGCCAGCACCCACACCGCCAGAUCCCUGCCCUCUCACCUGUGUGUGGUCUCACCACCUUCAUGUAUGACCGCUGCGCCAGCACAAGGUAUGUGAUCUGUGGCUGGGGGUCAGCGGGGCACACGUCACCUGACCCCACACAGACGAGGGGUCGGGUCAGAGCCAGCGCCCACACCGCCAGAUCCCUGCCCUCUCACCUGUGUGUGGUAUCACCACCUUCAUGUAUGACUGCUGCGCCAGCACAAGACUGGCCAGGCACCUGUCCCUUUAAGAUGAGAGUCCUCGGCCGUCACCUGCUGACCUGUGUUUUACUGUGUUGGGGUGUCAGAGGGAACAGCACGGUCACCCCACGUCUGAAGCUGUCCUACCACGAUCUGUCUCACCACGGCCUGCGCAUGUACACACUCAAUCGCUCUUGCUGUUUCGAUGCUCUGUUACUGGAUGAGGAGCGCAGCCGCCUGUUCGUGGGCGGGAAGAAUUACCUGCUGUCACUGAGUCUGGAUGACAUCACACACAACGCGCUCGUGAUUCCGUGGCACGCUCCUGUGGAUUGGAGGGAAGAGUGCAACUGGGCAGGAAAGGACAUUAAUCUGGAAUGCAUGAACUAUGUGAAGGUCCUGCAGCUGUAUAACCGCACUCACCUGUUCACCUGCGGGACGGGAGCGUUCCACCCGGCCUGUGGCUUCCUGCACGUGGGACAGCGUUCCGAUGACCCCGUGUUUAAGCUGGACACCGCGAGACUGGAGGACGGAAAAGGGCGCUGCCCAUAUGACCCCAGCCACGCGGCCGCCACCAUCCUUGUUGGAGAUGAACUCUACUCUGGGGUUGCCACUGAUCUUAUGGGGCGAGACUUCACCAUAUUCAGAAGCCUGGGCCAGAGACCCCCCCUGCGCACUGAGCAGCACGACUCCCGCUGGCUGAACGAACCAAAGUUUGUUAAAGUUUUCUGGAUUCCGGAGAGCGAGAACCCAGACGAUGAUAAAAUCUACUUCUUCUUCCGUGAGUGGCCGGUGGAGGGCCUGGGAGGGGUGAAACAGUCCUACGCCCGCAUCGGGCAGAUCUGCCGGAACGACCUGGGUGGCCAGCGCACAUUAGUGAACAAAUGGACCACGUUCCUGAAGGCGCGCCUCGUGUGCAGUGUGCCCGGGAAAGACGCAGGGGGCGACACUUACUUUGACGAGCUCAAAGACGUCUUCCUGCUGCAAACCCGGGACAGGAGGAAUCCGCUGAUAUACGCUCUGUUCUCCACCUCCAGCUCUGUUUUCCGUGGUUCUGCGAUUUGUGUCUACACCAUGAAUGACGUCCGCAGAGCUUUCUUGGGACCCUUUGCCCACAAGGAAGGCCCGAACUACCAGUGGGUGUCGUAUCAAGGCAGAGUGCCGUACCCUCGCCCGGGGAUGUGCCCCAGUAAAACCUUCGGGAGUUUUGAGUCCACGAAGAACUUUCCAGACGAUGUGCUGCAGUUCGCACGGAAUCACCCACUCAUGUUUAACCCUGUAACUCCUGGCAGUGGGAGGCCGAUCUUCCUGCACAGUCAUGCAGACUUCACCUCCACCCGGCUGGCUGUGGACAGGGUGACUGCUGCGGACGGAGAAUACGACGUCAUGUUCAUUGGCACAGAUGUGGGCACCGUUCUGAAAGUGAUCUCUGUGCCCAAACAGAGCUGGAAUGAGCGGGAAGAGCUGGUGCUGGAGGAGCUUCAGGUCUUCAAGAAUGCGGCUCCUGUCACCAGCAUGCAGCUCUCGUCUAAGCGGCAACAACUGUAUAUCGGGUCUGUGAGCGGGGUCUCCCAGGUGCCCCUGCAUCGCUGUGGGAUCUAUGGAAAGGCUUGUGCCGAGUGCUGCUUGGCCAGAGAUCCAUACUGUGCCUGGGAUGGGGCCAGCUGUACCCGCUACCUGCCCAACACCAAGCGGAGGUCUCGUCGUCAGGACGUCCGGAACGGUGACCCCAAUACACUGUGUUCUGGAGAGCAGCAGAGGCUCAGCAUACAGAAGAAGCGCCUGUACGGGGUGGAGGGGAGCACAGUCUUCCUCGAGUGUCUCCCCAAAUCCCUACGAGCUCAAGUCACAUGGAUCCAUCAAAAGGCACCUGAAACCCCCAGGAAACAGGUGCAGUUUGAUGAACGAGUAAUAAAGACGGAUCGUGGCGUCCUCCUGCGCAGCGUGAUGCGCCGUGAUGCUGGCAUCUACCUGUGUCACUCCUCGGAGCAUGGGUUCACGCAGCUCCUACUGCAGCUAAACCUAGAGGUCGUCUCGCCUUCUUCGGUGGAGGAGUCGCUGGGUGCCCACCAUGUGCCGCAGAUGAGGUGGUACCAGGAGUUUAUGCGGCUCGUUCAGCAGCCAGGGUCUAAAGGAGAGCAAAUGUGCGAGGAGCUGUGGGCUCGUAAGGGCCGGACAUCCCAUCCUCCAGGGCCCCAUGGUGCACCACAGCUACCACCAUCUAAGGGCCCCGGAAGGCCACUGCCUCCACAUAGUAUGAAAGCAAAAGCACAAAAAUGGAAGCACUUGGAGGACAAGGUAAAAGUGCGGAGUCGUCGGACGCAUGAACGCGAAAGGGCUGAGCGAGGACCCCGAAGUGCCCCAAGUUAAGUGCCCUUAUCUCCUGGACAUAUGAACCUUUAACUGUACAUGGAGCCGGGCGGGGGGCAUCACUAUGUACGGUCACAGAGGGAACAGUGCGUCCUACGUGAGCCCAGGCCUCGGUCACCCGCCUGGUUACCCUAUUUAUAAGCACUCCAAUCACCCUAGGCUAGGGCACCACACCGCGCAGACGAGGGGCUCUGCCCAUGAAAUGGUCACAGGAUGCAGAAUACAGAGCCCGAGGUUAUACGACCAUGGCCGCUGAUCCCAUGACCUGAGGGACGACAGAAGCCCCAAAUGGAAGCAAAAGAUCUGCACCCGCUAUUGUGGGUGUUGUCAUGCCUCUAAUAACUACUCCCAUCAUUGUGCUCAACGUGCCGCUACCGCCUCUGGUCAUAGGAUAAUGUGACAAACCGAGAAAAAGGGGCUGAAAUAUAAGUGACACGAUCUCCACAGCCGCCAGGCUCGAAACGCAGAGACCUCCGAUUAUAUCCUGUAACUUCACAACGCGGCCAAUUCGUCAGGAAUACCUUUCUCUCGAAGAGGCAGGAAAGCGACCUGAGGAGAGUGAUGAGGCGCACAGUCCGUUCUCAUGGAUGCCGUGUGUUUCCGUAUCAUUAAGGCCGCUUCUAUACAAUGAUGAGAGUUGUCUGCGUUUCUCCCGGCUGGUCAGCAUCUCUUCCUGUAAAAUAUAACUUUUUAUCCGCGGCGUGAGUUCCGCCAUCUUAUGGUAUAUGCUCCAUGGACCCUCCCCCCCCGUACAGACAGAAUAUUAUUUUUUGUUAGUGUAAAUAUCUUUAUAAUAUAAAUUAACCCUUUCUGCUGCUACAGGUCUACGUGGCUGGCCCGGGCUGGUCAUCGGUUCUGGAUGAUACUGUGUGAGGACUGGAAAGAUGAGGUGUUAACACAAUAAAAGCAAUUAUUUA